AUGAGCAUGCUUCUCGGUCUCUCUGAAUCGCUGCCUAGCCUGGUGGACGCCAAAUUCAAGUCGGCAAAGGCAACCUCGAGCUUGCUCUUUUCGCCAACAGAGCUCGCGAUAAUUCGCACGUCAACCGGCAUUCCAUUUCAAUUGCGCUAUUGUCCGUCGCUCGCAAAGAAGCCCACGCCUAAGCACGAUGCUACACCAAAGAAACAAUUCGACCCCUUCGCCGAUCCCCCGCCAGCGCUCCACCUCGUAGACAUUCCUACCACAAAUCCGAGCCACAUACUCGUCCUCAACAAAUUCCCUGUCAUAGCGGGACACUUCAUCCUCGCCACAAAAUCGAACAAACAACAAACACAUGCGCUGGAGCAAGAUGACCUGGAGGCUACGUACGCUUGCUUGAAGGCGUGGCAUGAAGGGAGCAAUCAGAAGCGUUUGUUUGCAUUCUUCAACUCCGGGGAUCAUAGCGGAGCGAGCCAGCCGCAUAGGCAUUUACAGUUUUUGCCGUUGGAGGGUAUGCGGGAUGGUGAGGUGGCUGCGGGGUGGGAAUUGCUGAUUGAUCGUAUUCUGGAGGAUGAUUCGGGAUCUGGCCUGUUACAGCAUUCUGCUCUACCUUUCUCGCAUUUUGCUCGGAAGUUUGCUGCUGAACCGUCGGGCGCACAGCUACUUGACGUUUACAACGAACUCUACCACGCAGCGAAAGAAGUGGUCGACGACUUCAUUCGUGCUAACCCAGACCAGCUCGCUUUAACUUCUACCAACCAAAGCGAGCUACCCAUAAGCUACAACCUCGCCAUGACCAUGUCCGGUAUGGUCAUUCUACCACGACGAAGCGAAGGCGCCAUGCUCCGACGUCAGGAUGGCAGUGAGAUUGGGUUUGUGGCGCUAAAUGGUACUACACUGGGAGGUACGAUGAUGGUCAAGCACGAGGAAGAGUGGGAUGCGUUACGCUCACAGCCUGAGAAGCUCGACUCUAUCCUUGCUGCAAUUGGCAUUCCCAGAGAGCCUUUGCCGUUGAAGCCGCGUGUAUGA
Dothidotthia symphoricarpi CBS 119687 is the source of this 1026-nucleotide messenger RNA. RefSeq names its product Ap4A phosphorylase-like protein II. The record is from RefSeq and is a predicted model, not a curated record. The transcript is spliced from 3 exons. The coding region runs from base 1 to 1026 and encodes 341 amino acids. Lineage: Eukaryota; Fungi; Ascomycota; Dothideomycetes; Pleosporales; Dothidotthiaceae. Gene Ontology annotation, molecular function: ATP:ADP adenylyltransferase activity; ATP binding. Gene Ontology annotation, biological process: nucleotide metabolic process.